Gopherus flavomarginatus (Mexican gopher tortoise) is the source of this 1154-nucleotide messenger RNA. RefSeq names its product zinc finger and SCAN domain-containing protein 29-like. Lineage: Eukaryota; Metazoa; Chordata; Testudines; Testudinidae. The transcript has 2 exons. The record is from RefSeq and is a predicted model, not a curated record. The coding region runs from base 135 to 1082 and encodes 315 amino acids.
CCAAACGAGCCCCAGCAUGGACCAAUGCAGAGCUGCAGGACCUCAUUAGUGUUUGGGGAGAGGAGGCUGUGCAAGCACAGCUGCGCUCCAGAAGGAGAAAUUAUGAUACCUAUGGGCAGAUAUCGCACUCCUUGAUGAGAAAGGGCCAUGAAUGGGACGCGUUGCAGUGCAGGGUCAAAAUUAAAGAGCUGAGGAGUGCUUACUGCAAAGCUCGUGAGGGAAAUUGCCGCUCAGGAGCUGCCCCCACAACCUGCCGUUUUUACAAGGAGCUGGAUGCCAUACUUGGGUGUGACCCCACUGCCAAUCCUAGGAGCACGAUGGAGAGUUCAGAGCAGGGAGAAGUGGGGGAGGUUGUAGAGGACGGCGACAGUGAGGCUACUGGCGUGGAGGGAGACACCCCGGAGUCCCAGUACACAGGCAGCCAGGAGCUCUUCUCAAGCCAGGAGGAGGCUAGCCAGUCGCAGCAGCAGGAAGUUGAUGGUGAGGAAGAAAUUGAGGAUCGUGCUCGGGUGACCUUGACUACUGCAGCCGGAUCACCGGCCUCAUGUAGGUUGCAGAACUUGAGACGGAAUCCUAGAAAAUCAAAAGAGGAAUUGAUCAAAUCUGUUAUGAGCCACUACAACAGAGAAAGUAGGAAGACACAGGAAUGGAGAGAGAAGACCUAUGAAUGGAGAAACAGUGUAUAUGAAUGGAGAAAGAGUGUACAUGAAUGGAGGCAAACAGAAAGCAGGAGAAAGGAAUUGUCUUCCAAAAAAACCACAAAGCAGAUGAUAAGCCUCCUGGCUCGCCAAACUGAGUCUUUCGAGUCUAUUGUAGCCAUGCAGACAAAUAUGUACCGUGGUAACCCACAGCCCUCCCAAAGCCCUCUUCCUUGUUCCCCAGUAUUUCCACAAAACAACUUUCUCCAGCAGCCAGUUCCUUAUUAUCCCCAGCUGUCCCCAACACCUGUAAGAUCACCUACCAGCCCUGAUAACUAUAAUUCUUACCCUGUUCACUCCACCCCCAUUAUUCUGCAGCAUAGUAAUCCUGAAGUGCAGCAGACAUUGAAUAGUGAUCAAAAUAGGACAUAUUCAAACCUGUGAAUGUACAGUCCAUGACCCCAACCCCCUUGCCUGUUAUGUACUGUAUGUUGAAUAAAGUUUUUUUUUCUAUUU